AUGCGGAGCUGGGCACAGAGGCGUGGCGGCGAGUGUACGUUGCACCAGAACAAAUAUGAGGCUCGUCGAUCGAUCGAGUUGUUGUGCCAAGCGCUCAAAGCAAAUCGAGCCGGGUGGAAUAAUUUGACCAUGGAUCAAGUUAUGGCAUCAAUUUAUGAUGAGAUAGGAAUGUCUACUUCUCUGUGGACGAAGAUCAAGAGUUGGGUUGCGAGUGUAGCAUUGAAGUUGAUGCAAUUGGGUACGAAACUUGCUAUAGGUUACCAUACCGCCGGGGCCAUAGGAUGGUGA
Molecule: messenger RNA, 288 nt
Organism: Laccaria bicolor S238N-H82
Lineage: Eukaryota; Fungi; Basidiomycota; Agaricomycetes; Agaricales; Hydnangiaceae
Exons: 1
Coding region: 1-288 (95 amino acids)
Source: RefSeq, a predicted model, not a curated record